AUUGCUGGUCGACCGACUGCGCAAAACGUUUCUUAUCAUGAUUCGUGUUCGUGUUUUUCAUGGGUUUCAAUUUGACAUGUGAGAGAAAUACCUGAAGUUUAAACCCAGUACACUCGCCUACUGCUAGGUAGCAUUACAAUGGGUUCCUCCAAAAAGCACAAAAGUGACAAGGAUAGGGAAGAGAGACGACACAAACAUAAACGCGACAAAAGAGAAGACAAGGAGAAAGACCGGUCCGAGACCAAGGACCGCAGCGAGAAGGAGCACCAGGAACGACGGGAGAAAAAGCGUCACAAACACCGCCACCGCCGGUCACGGUCACGGUCGCCAGGACACGGGGAUCGGAACGAUUCAGACAAACGAGAGAAGAAGAGAAAACAUCGGACACGGGAACGGAGCUCAAGUGGAAGCGAUGUUGGUGCUGAUAUUAUUAAGCCAACGACGAGUGUGGCACCCACAUUUGUGGACGAGGUAUUCCAGUUGGUAAAGGAAGAAAUUGACCAAGGCCAAGAAAGGUCAAAGGUGAAUGCUUCAGCAGACACUGCUGGCAGAUAUGCUGGUGCUGAUCCUAGCGUUAAAAAUGAACAGGAGAGUGGUGCUGUAAAAAGCAGUGGUGGAAGUGGUUAUGUUGAAUCACUCAGCAUCGACGACACCAACAAAAUCCGAGCCAAGCUUGGCCUUCCUCCUCUGAGUGUAGAUGGAGGAGCAAGCAAUGCAUCAGAAGGUGGAGCAGCAGCAGCCAAGAGUGAAGACCAGGAUGUACACAAACCAGCCAUCAACCUCAUGGCCAAGAAGAAGGCCGAUGAGAUGAAAGCUAAGCUGGCUUUGAUCAAAGAGAAAAGAAAGAUCAACCAGAAACUCAAAAAAGUGAAGAAAUUGGCAAAUGACAAUGAUGAGGAUAUGGACGAUGUUACUGCGUGGGUCGAACGAAGCAGGAAAGCACAGAUUGAGAAAGAUAUGGCUGCCAAAAGGGCCAAGAUGCUUGAAGAGAUGGAUGAAGAGUUUGGGAUUGGAGCACUCAUUGAGGAUCAGUUCAAACCAGUUAAGAAAGAAGAUGUUUACUCUGCAAAAGACAUCCGUGACCUGAAGGUUCUCCAUUCUGUAGGUUCCUUCCGGGAAGGCAGAAAUGUUAUAUUAACCCUUAAAGAUUCAGAUGUACUUGGAGAAGAUGAAGAUGAGUUGAUGAAUGUCAACAUCAUCGACGACGAGAAAGCAGCUAAGAAUGUGGAGCUAAGGAAGAAGAAGAAGGAUUACAAACCAUAUGCUGAUGAUACUAUUGAUGAAUAUGGAAUCGUAAAAGCCACCAACGUCUUGGGCAAGUAUGAUGAAGAGAUUGAAGGGGCCAAGGUGGAAUCAUUUAGGCUGGGCGGUUCUAACGCUGCGUACGAAGAUGAAGAGAAGCGGCUGGAGAGAAUACGAGCAAACCUUCAAGCUCAAGCUGUGACUCUAGAAUUCAAAGCGCCAACUAUAGCGAGUGAGUACUACACUUCGGCUGAGAUGGAAGCCUUUAAAAAACCCAGGAAGAAGAAACGAAAGAUCAAGAGGAAGUUCACCGUCGAUGACCUGACCCCGGACGAUAACGACGCAUUUGACGAUCACGGAUCACGAGGGAGGAGCAGACACCGCCCAUCGGAUGAUUCCAUUCCAGACAGUAGGGAGAGCAGGUCUAUCGAGGGGCAAUAUCAGGAGUCUGUAGAUAUGGAUGUGGACCUACCGGAUGUAGAUGGAACUGCGAUCAUGAUGGGACCAGAUGAGAAUGAGUAUGAUCUCGGGCCGCCCAUUGAGGAUGAAGCGGAACUGGAGCUUCAGAAUGUGCUCUCCAAGGCACGUAAACUCAAACAGAAGAAGAAGAAGAGUCAGCUCAAGGUGGAAGAAAAGAUUGCGGAAGAGGUAUCCAAGAUUAAGGAAGAACAACUGGAGCUGCAAGCUGCAGUCCCAGAGCAGGUACAGCAAUCCCUCCUGAGCAUGCCUGGACCACCAUCAUCCUUGAAGGGACUUAACAUCACCCUCAAUUCAACAUCAGAGUUCUGCCGUACUCUGGGAGAAAUCCCAACCUAUGGAAAGGCAGGUAAUCGUGAAGAUGAUGAGGAAGAGAUGGUGGACAUUGAUCAAGAUGUGAGGGAUGCUGAGGACAUGGAAGAGGAUGGAGGACAGGACGGAUGGAAUACCGUCAAUCUGGAGCAGGAGGACGAUAAGUUACCUGGGGACAUCGCUGGGCCCGUCCUUGAGGAAGAACCCACUGUACAGACCGGUAUCGCUGGAGCUCUUAGUCUAGCCAUGAAGAAGGGUUACUUGGAGCAAGAGUUCAUCAAAACGGCCCACAAAUCUAAGAAGGGAGAAGACCUAGAAGCCAAGAACUUCACUGUGGAGGAUAAGAACUACAAUGAUAUUGAUUCCAAGUACAACAAGCAUGAUCGGUACCGCGGCCCCCUGGCUGAAUUCAAAGAGAAGGAGACUUACAAACCUGACGUCAAGCUGAGAUACCAUGACGACCACGGACGAGAGAUCAAUCAGAAAGAGGCAUUCCGUCUUCUCUCACAUCGUUUCCAUGGCAAAGGAUCGGGCAAAAUGAAGACUGAUAAAAGAGCGAAGAAACUAUUGGAGGAAGAGGCCAUGAAGAAGAUGUCGUCCACAGACACUCCUCUGAACACCGUCUCCAUGAUGAAGCUGAAACAGAAACAGACUCAAUCUCCGUUCAUCCUUCUCAGUGGAGGAUCCAAGAGCUUGACAGCAAAUACAUUAGCAAAAUAGAACCUUUGCAAAGGACAUUGGGCUGUAACACCAGAGACACUGCAGGCCAUUGGGAACAACAGCCAAGCGGACAUCCAUGUACCAGAUCUGCUAAUCCUAGCAAUGCUUUUUAUUCCCUAUAUGAGGUAUUCCCAAAACAAGGUAUCCCCUGUACGGGGUAUCUCUAGUACAAUCCCAUAUUUACAUGUAUUUCUCUACUUCUUAAUUUGUUUUAAUUUCCAGUUCUCUUACACAGUAAUUAUAUUUUGCAUUCAAUAUUUGUCUCAGUGGAGCUGACAGUUCAGCAAAUUAUAAAUGAUUGACUUCUUUGUUUAGAAAAAGAACACACGGCAAGUCAGAAUUGAUGGAUGGAUAGCAUUUUGUCACAAAAUUAUCAUAUUUUUGAUACUGGCUAUGCUGUUUUCCGAUGGUGAAUGACUCCAGAUGGGCAAGGCCUGGAACCAUUGCAAAUUCAUUUGCAAUUGUGUCCGGUGUUAACCAACCUCUUACAUAACUACACGCAAAUGCAUGCCUGGAACUAUGUGACCAAGCAACUGCCUUUACACAUGUAGUUUGAGGAAUUGAAAUUUUAAGAAUCAACUUGUGACUCCUUGUACCAGACAUUAAAUCUAACUCACAAAUGGCUUCUUUUGCUUUGUCAAAGCAAGUUGAAGGUCCACUCAAACUUUGUCUUCAAGAGAAAGGUCUUUUUGUGUACAUAAAAAGAAUUGGGCCGAUUCCCUUCAAAGAUCAGUACAGAGAAACAAGGCUGCCGAAUAGUCAUGGCCUUUAAAAGGAAGAUUUUUUAUGUAGGUUUAUGACUGAACAUAAUAAAAUAUACAAAAAAUACAAAA
This is a messenger RNA of Asterias rubens (European starfish), 3584 nucleotides long. Its product is annotated as U4/U6.U5 tri-snRNP-associated protein 1-like. Gene Ontology annotation, cellular component: U4/U6 x U5 tri-snRNP complex. Gene Ontology annotation, biological process: maturation of 5S rRNA; mRNA cis splicing, via spliceosome. The record is from RefSeq and is a predicted model, not a curated record. Lineage: Eukaryota; Metazoa; Echinodermata; Asteroidea; Forcipulatida; Asteriidae. The coding region runs from base 139 to 2751 and encodes 870 amino acids. The transcript has 18 exons.